GAUUUCAGACACUCAACCAGUCACCUCAACGCUCCAUCGAGUUCUCGCGUUGUUUGCGGUGUGUUCUCGUCAGUUGAUCUUUCUCAGCGCAGCAUAGCAUCAUGGCCGACGUGACAGCGGUGGACGGAGAGAAAGUCAGCAAAAAGUGUGUCCGCUGACUGUGGUAGCUCAGCAUGCUGUGUCUGGUCAGGGCAGCCAGGCAGCAGCUGUGCCAAGCCUUUGGGGUCAGGGCACAGUGGUUAAAAUGUGCAGCACCUCCAUGUACAGCUGCAGUCCCAGCUCAAAUUUACUGGAUUCGUUGGAGAGGUGACAAAAGUGAGCUGAAGAGACGAAUGAAAGCUGAUAAGAAGGCAGCCGAGAAAGAAGAAAGGGUGGAGCAAAAGAAGGAAUCCAAUGACCAAGGAGCGGAAAAUGCCUCUGACUUGGAUGAGGAGACGCUUGACCCAAAUCAAUACUACAAGAUCCGCACCCAGGCCAUCCAGGACCUGAAGGGCACAGCGGAGGACCCGUACCCUCACAAGUAUCAUGUAGACUUGUCGCUGACAGAGUUCAUCGAGAAAUACAAUCACCUGCAGCCCGGAGACCAACUGACUGAUGUUGUUCUCAGUGUGUCAGGCCGCGUCCAUGCCAAGAGGGCUUCUGGUGCCAAGCUGAUUUUUUACGACCUGCGAGGUGAAGGCGUCAAGUUGCAAGUUAUGGCGAACUCAAGGAGCUACAAGUCUGAGGAGGCCUUUGCUGCCAUCAACAACAAACUGCGCCGCGGUGAUAUAAUCGGUGUCCGCGGUAACCCAGGGAAGACAAAGAAAGGGGAGUUGAGCAUCGUUCCCAGCGAGAUGAUGCUGCUGUCACCAUGUUUGCACAUGUUGCCCCACCUCCACUUUGGCCUCAAAGACAAGGAAACGCGAUACCGCCAGCGCUACUUGGAUCUGAUUCUCAACGACUACGUGAGGCAAAAGUUUAUUACUCGCUCCAAAAUCAUCACAUACCUGCGCCGCUUCCUGGACCAGCUGGGAUUUUUGGAGAUUGAGACACCAAUGAUGAACAUUAUUCCUGGUGGAGCAGUGGCCCGUCCAUUUGUUACUUACCACAAUGAUCUGGAUAUGAACCUGUACAUGAGGAUUGCCCCUGAGCUCUACCACAAGAUGCUUGUGGUUGGUGGACUGGACAGAGUGUAUGAGAUUGGUCGUCAGUUCAGGAACGAAGGCAUCGAUCUUACUCACAAUCCAGAGUUCACCACCUGUGAAUUCUACAUGGCAUACGCAGAUUACAAUGACUUGAUGGACAUCACAGAGAAACUACUCUCAGGAAUGGUGAAGCACAUCACUGGAGGAUACAAGGUGACUUAUCACCCUGACGGUCCGGAGGGACCGGCCCAUGAGAUCGACUUCACGCCGCCGUUCAGAAGACUGAGCAUGACACAAGACCUGGAGAAGAUCAUGGGAGUGAAGUUCCCUCCUACUGACAGCUACGACAGCGAUGAGACGCGUAAAUUCUUUGACGACCUGUGUGCACAGAAAGGGGUUGAUUGUUCUCCACCCAGAACCACCGCCCGCCUGCUUGACAAGAUGGUUGGAGAUUUCCUUGAGGUCACCUGUAUCAACCCCACAUUCAUCUGUGAUCACCCUCAGAUCAUGAGUCCCUUAGCUAAAUGGCACAGAACAGAGAAAGGGCUGACGGAGCGCUUUGAGCUCUUUGUGAUGAAGAAGGAAAUCUGCAAUGCUUACACUGAGUUGAAUGAUCCGAUCAGACAGAGGGAGCUUUUCGAGCAACAAGCCUUGGCCAAAGCUGAGGGGGAUGAUGAAGCCAUGUUCGUUGAUGAGAACUUCUGCACAGCUCUGGAGUACGGACUGCCACCGACUGCCGGCUGGGGGAUGGGCAUCGAUCGAGUCGCCAUGUUCCUCACUGACUCCAACAACAUCAAGGAGGUGUUGCUGUUCCCCGCCAUGAAGCCUGACGACAACAAAACAUCAGCGCCCGUAGAGGGCACCUCCGUCUAAUGACAUGACCUCUGGCCUCUCCUGCUCUCAGAUCUGUGCAGGAGUGCGUAUGAAGCAGGAGCCUUUACCUCACUGUGGUCAUCAGUGGAGCCUUGUGUUUUAUCCAUGUUAGUCUGUCAAAGGCUCGGUCCUCGCUGGCAUUAAGGGAAAUCAUCUUGUCUCAGUUACAUGAUCCCGUGCUAAACAAUUAUGAAUGCUUCUUCUUUUUUUGUAUUUCUUACACUUUUGCGAUCAUAUUUGCUGCGUCCUCCUCGUUUGAGACAUUUUAAUCCUCAUUGUCAUCCAGACAGUUAAUGGAUGGUAUUUGAUCAGGAAGUCAUGUGUGAUCUGCUGUUGAUGAAUAUCUUUGAAUAUAUUUUGAGAUACUUCAAGGGGUGCUUGAUUCUAUAGAUACACCACAUAACAAAGCUCAAGCAUCUCUGAUAUUUUCAGUGAUUCUCAGUAUACUCAUCUGUUUUUACCAGGUCUGCUUGUAUUCCUUGUCUGAGAUUUUUCAAGCAAUUUUCCUCUGCCAAGACAUUUAAACAUUGGUAUGUCUGAAUAAAGUGCAUAUGAAUCAACA
Molecule: messenger RNA, 2559 nt
Organism: Sebastes umbrosus (honeycomb rockfish)
Lineage: Eukaryota; Metazoa; Chordata; Actinopteri; Perciformes; Sebastidae
Gene: kars1
Product: lysyl-tRNA synthetase 1
Exons: 15
Coding region: 174-1997 (607 amino acids)
Biological process (GO): positive regulation of macrophage activation; diadenosine tetraphosphate biosynthetic process; lysyl-tRNA aminoacylation
Cellular component (GO): nucleus; aminoacyl-tRNA synthetase multienzyme complex; cytosol
Molecular function (GO): ATP binding; lysine-tRNA ligase activity; tRNA binding
Source: RefSeq, a predicted model, not a curated record